Molecule: messenger RNA, 2503 nt
Organism: Salvelinus fontinalis (brook trout)
Lineage: Eukaryota; Metazoa; Chordata; Actinopteri; Salmoniformes; Salmonidae
Product: macoilin-2-like
Exons: 11
Coding region: 198-2228 (676 amino acids)
Biological process (GO): neuronal signal transduction
Cellular component (GO): rough endoplasmic reticulum membrane
Source: RefSeq, a predicted model, not a curated record
AAUUAUAGCGCUAGCAUGCGCUUUGAGAAAAGAGGAGGUUCUUGAAUAGUAUUUUAUUUAUUUCUUUGGUUCCAGUACAAAAAAUAAUAACAGUGUUAUAUUUCACAGGGACUUCAUUUAUUAUCAUUGUCCGCUCACGCAAGAAAACUGGAUAAGAUUACAGUAGGAAUUCAAAAGCCAACGCGAAGGGGAGGAGGAUGAAGCGGCGCAAUGCGGACUGCAGCAAACUCCGGCGGCCGUUAAAACGGAACCGAAUCACCGAGGGUAUAUACGGCAGUACCUUCCUGUACCUGAAGUUCCUGGUGGUGUGGGCACUGGUGCUACUGGCAGACUUUGUGCUCGAGUUCAGGUUUGAGUACCUGUGGCCCUUCUGGCUGUUCAUCAGAAGUGUGUAUGACUCCUUCAGAUACCAGGGGCUGGCGUUUUCAGUGUUCUUUGUGUGUGUGGCGUUUACCUCCGACAUCAUAUGCCUGCUCUUCAUCCCCGUACAAUGGCUGUUCUUUGCUGCCAGUACCUACGUGUGGGUGCAGUAUGUAUGGCAUACAGAGAGAGGGGUCUGUCUCCCCACAGUGUCUCUUUGGAUACUAUUUGUGUACAUAGAGGCAGCCAUCAGAUUCAAAGACCUGAAGAACUUCCAUGUCGACUUGUGUCGCCCAUUUGCUGCACAUUGCAUUGGCUACCCGGUGGUGACGCUGGGCUUUGGCUUCAAGAGCUACGUCAGCUAUAAAAUGCGCUUAAGAAAGCAGAAGGAGGUGCAGAAGGAGAAUGAGUUCUACAUGCAGCUCCUGCAACAGGCCCUGCCCCCAGAGCAACAGAUGCUACAGAGACAAGAGAGGGAAGCGGAGGAAGCUGCAGCAGCUAAAGGGAUAUCCGAGGUGGACUCCGCCCCAGUCUCACAGAAUGGAGCACUUGUCGGUAAAAAGACGCCAGCACCGCUACCGGAGCUGGAGUACAGAGAAAAAGGGAAAGAGGGCCGUGACGCCAAAAAGCAACACAAUAGCAUCCUGCCGUCAUCGGUAGACUCUAAACUCCAGGAGAUGGAGUACAUGGAGAACCAUAUGAACAACAAGAGACUGACCACAGAACUGGUGGGCAGCACGGAGAACCUGCUGCUGAAGGAGGAGAACUCUUCUUCCUCCUGCUCCUCCUCCUCAUCCUCCUCCUCGAAAAACUACAAGAACGCUAGUGGCAACACUGCAAUUAACUCCUCGCCCCGCGGACACAGUGCCACCAACGGCAGCAUCCCCUUGGCCGCCCCUCCCUCCUCUUCCUCUGGGAAGAAGCAGAAGUGUGCAGUGGGGAAGGGUCCAGCAGCGGGCUCCCACAGGGACCCAACAGACAACUGCAUCCCCAACAAUCAGCUGAGCAAGCCUGAGGCGCUCGUACGGCUGGAGCAGGAUGUGAAGAAGCUGAAGGCGGACCUGCAGGCCAGCAGACAGGUGGAGCAGGACUUGCGCAGUCAGAUCGGCUCCCUGAGCAGCGCUGAGCGCUCCAUCCGCUCUGAACUGGGCCAGCUGCGACAAGAGAACGAGCUGCUGCAGAACAAGCUCCAUAACGCUGUCCAGGCCAAGCAAAAGGACAAACAGGCUGUGGGCCAACUGGAGAAGAGGCUGAAGGUUGAGCAGGAGGCCCGCACCAAUGCAGAGAAACAGUUUUCAGAUGAGAAGAAACGCAAAAAGCUGGAAGAGGCCACCACAGCUAGAGCUGUCGCACUAGCAGCAGCAUCCAGGGGGGAGUGCACAGAUACGCUGAGGAGGCGGAUCACGGAACUGGAGACUGAGUGUAAGAAGCUGACCAUGGAUAUCAAGCUCAAAGAAGACCAGAUCAGAGAGCUGGAGAUGAAAGUACAGGAGCUCCACAAGUAUAAAGAGAAUGAGAAGGACACAGAAGUGCUGAUGUCAGCGCUGUCGGCCAUGCAGGAUAAGACCCAGCACCUGGAGAACAGCCUGUCUGCAGAGACCCGCAUCAAACUGGACCUGUUCUCAGCACUGGGUGAUGCUAAGAGACAGCUGGAGAUCGCACAAGGUCAGAUCCUGCAGAAGGACCAGGAGAUCAAGGACCUGAAGCAGAAGAUAGCUGAGGUGAUGGCUGUCAUGCCCAGCAUCUCCUACACAGCUGACAGCAGCAACAUGACUCCUGUGGUCCCCCACUACUCCUCCAAGUUCAUGGACACCAGUCCCUCCGGCCUGGACCCCAACGCCUCUGUCUACCAGCCCCUCAAAAAGUGAACGCUCCUUCCACCCUCUUCAUUUCUUUUUUCAAGCCCACCUCCAGAUUUGCUUGUCAUGUCUGCGGCUGAGAACUUUAUUUUUUUUUGGGGGGGGGGGUCUGAAGGAUGUUGUAUUGUGACUGUAUUUGUUGUAGUUAAAACAAAAAAAGGUCUAUGGGACAUCUCAUGUCGACUAGGAAUUCACAGUUAUUUUUCUUCUUGUAAAUGUCUAGUGAAACCUCACAGAAUUGGGCGUGUAUCUUAUCUAGGGCGUUUCAGCCCCCCCCCCCCCCC